This is a messenger RNA of Maylandia zebra (zebra mbuna), 907 nucleotides long. NCBI's taxonomy places the organism in Eukaryota, Metazoa, Chordata, Actinopteri, Cichliformes, Cichlidae. The record is from RefSeq and is a predicted model, not a curated record.
CUGAAGAUAAAAGACACGAGCCCCCACUUUUCCCACACAACCCUGGGCUGUCAGCUGUACACUUGUUCAGCUUGACAGAGGCGAUACAGCGGCUGACUUUCAAGCAUUUGGCAGCCACAUGGAGGAGAACGAGCAGUCAGCAAGAGGCCUCCAUUUCGUGGGCAAGAAGGAUGAACUUAUUGAAGCAAAGCGGUCUUUCAGAUCAAUAGAAGAUCGGGAUAUACUGAUUAUCUACCACCAGGGAGUCUUCUAUGCUAUGGAUUCUUACUGUUACCAUGCUGGAGGAAUGCUGAACAACGGCGACAUUGAGCAGGAAAUUAACGGCAAGCUGUGCAUAAUUUGUCCGAAGCAUAAGUACAAGCUCACUCUAGCCAAAGGGGAGUGCUUAUACAAAGGCAACAACCCCAAGGAAAAGCCACCUGUGCCCAGAUGGUACUCCAAGGGUGUGAAGCAGAGAACGCACACAGUCACAGAGAACAAUGGGGAGAUCUACGUCAAGCUCUCCGAUAACCCAAAUUGGAUCGAAUCAGAUUACUACCAAGGAGAAAAAGGCAAGAUAGAACGAGCCAAAGCUGAGGCGUCUGAGAAGGAAACAUCUUGACAGUAAUGGAUGAAGAUUGCACCCACGUGUUUUCUUUUUGUCUGCUUUGAUCUCCUCUAAAUAAUUGCAUGAUGACUGUAUGGCAAGGUUGUUAGUGAUGACAUGCACUCUGUGGUCAAUUUAUUAGCACUCAGUUGGAUAGAUAGCUCUAAAGUGGCUCUUGUUUUUGGUCAUUUUUGACUGUAUUUACACGUUUGUUUGGGUGAUGGUUUAUUUCAAACACUGGUAAAGCAUUGCCAUUUAACACUGAUGUCUGUUUGUCAAUAGCAUCAUCUCCAUCUCUAAAUAAACAUUUCUAAGGAUGAA